UGCUCAAUACUAUGUAGUCAGAGGGUGGGGAAGGUGCUCAUUGCUGGGGAUGUGAUGUAAGCAUGCAGCAGCCUUGUGAGAACCAGGGAAAAUGACCUGAUUACUCAGAAAUAAAAUAUUCUUUAACAUUUAUGGUGUAUCUGACAGAGCCCUGUAAAGGCUGGUCUUUAGCUUGGUCUCCCCAGGUGUGCAGUGACCUCCUGGGAGGAGGGGUGCGCUGCUCUGCAGCAGAAAAUACUGAGGUAACUCAGUGCAUUAGUUCUUACACUUGUUCCUUUAAUUUUCCAGGGGCUGAAAAAUGAAACAGGAGUUUUAAACUUUGAGGACUCAUAAUGGAAGUCUCAGAAGGACAUAACUUCAACUCAGUGGAAGAGGAAACCAGAUACUGGAAAGAGUUGGCUAUGAAAUACAAGCAGUGUGCUGAGAAUACACAGGAGGAAUUGCGUGAAUUCCAAGAAGGGAGUCGAGAGUAUGAAGCUGAACUGGAGACCCAGCUGCAGCAAACAGAAUCCAGAAAUAGAGACCUUCUGUCAGAAAACAAUCGUCUGCGAAUGGAACUGGAGUCAGUUAAGGAAAAGAUUGAAAUUCAGCAUUCAGAAGGAUACAGGCAAAUCUCUGCACUGCAAGAUGACUUGGCACAGACAAAAGCUAUUAAAGAUCAACUUCAGAAAUACAUUCGAGAACUUGAGCAAGCAAAUGAUGACUUGGAAAGAGCAAAAAGAGCCACUAUAAUGUCUCUAGAGGAUUUUGAACAGCGUUUAAACCAGGCUAUUGAAAGAAACGCUUUUCUGGAGAGUGAGCUGGAUGAGAAGGAAAACCUCCUAGAGUCCGUCCAGCGCCUGAAAGAUGAAGCUAGAGAUCUACGUCAAGAGCUUGCAGUGCAGCAGAAACAGGAGAAACCCAAAACACCGAUGCAAACUACCCUGGAAACAGAAAGAACAGACACUGCAGUUCAAGCGUCCUUAUCUGUGCCUUCAACUCCUUCAGUGCACCGGGCACCCAGCAUCAACAUACCCACCCCUAUGACAUAUAGGAGAGGUCUUGAGGACAGUUUUGGUGCAACCCCUCUCACACCUGCUGCAAGAAUAUCUGCACUUAACAUUGUGGGGGACUUGCUACGAAAAGUGGGGGUGAGUGUUUGCCUGCUAACCAGUGCUCUUGGAAAGGAAGAGCUGUCUGAAACUGUAGCCAGUACUAUCUGUGCUGCUGCUCAGGGGAGACUGGAAAGAGUAUCUUGUCCCAAGGCUUUGGAGUCCAAACUUGCAUCUUGCCGAAACUUUGUGUAUGACCAGUCUCCAAACAGAACCACAGUGUCCAUGUACAUGAACAGAGAUGUCCUUGAAACACGCUUGAGUCCUCAUCAGCCUCAGUGUGAUACAGGGUUAGUGAAACGCCUGGAGUUUGGAACACGGCCUCUGAAUAUGCCAGGAACAAUGAGCCAUCCUUCACCAAGUGUUGUCAAGAUGCUUCUGUGAAAAGGCUGUCUGACUGUGGAAAAGGAUUAAAAAUAAUACAUAUUUUAAACUUUACUUUUAAAAGAGAAUAUCAAUGAGCAACUGUGCAGCAGUUUUGGUGUAGAGGAGAACUGAAGAAGAAGCUGCAAUUGGCAGUGGCUUCCUGUGGCCUUGCCCAGUCUGACCUUGGCUGAGCUCUGUGGGUGUUGUGAUAAAGCAAUGAUACUUAGCAGUGCAGGACUUAGAAUUGCUUCCUACAUAAGUCGCUGUAAAUAGCUCCAUGAAAACUUCUUCUUUUGACGCUACCAGUCAAAGCCAUUGUCACUCUACCUAAAACAGGGACAGUAUUCCCU
This is a messenger RNA of Neopsephotus bourkii (Bourke's parrot), 1807 nucleotides long. It is a transcript of the gene NDE1, whose product is annotated as nudE neurodevelopment protein 1. The transcript has 8 exons. Gene Ontology annotation, biological process: chromosome segregation; vesicle transport along microtubule; centrosome localization. Lineage: Eukaryota; Metazoa; Chordata; Aves; Psittaciformes; Psittacidae. The coding region runs from base 333 to 1475 and encodes 380 amino acids. The record is from RefSeq and is a predicted model, not a curated record. Gene Ontology annotation, molecular function: microtubule binding. Gene Ontology annotation, cellular component: centrosome; kinesin complex; kinetochore.